UGACCUUAUCCUUUGUAUUAUACACCGUAUUACAUACAGAUUGUGACUGUAGCCUGUCUAAUAAAUAUCAACAUCACAUGCUCAGGUAAAAAAUGAGAGGGAUUAGAAACAUAUACUUUUCCUUAUGAAACAAGUACAAUUUUCUAACGAGUUGUCGAAAGCAUGUUUAAAAACAAAACAGUAAUGGACCUUUAAAUGUAUGCAAGACAUUAUUGUAAUACAUGUAUAGUAAAUCGUUUCAGAAAUUGGCAGCCGUUUUGCUGUUUUCUAUUAAAUGAGCAGUUUCCAGGGCGAACUGAGCAUCCUUUACGACGGAGAAGCAAAGCAUGUGUGGGACAACUGGAGAAAGCAAUUGUAUUCAAAUUGGACCGUUAAAACACAAAUGGCGAAUAGAUUUUAUUUUCUCUUUAUAUAGCACAACCAUUGAUGUGGCAGCACCCUUCAAUCGGCCACAACGCGGUUUUUAAUUUCCCCAUAUCAUUGACAAGAAUCGAAGGGCCAAGCAUACACCGAACUGUCGUCGCGUUUUGAUGACGCCAUUCGAUGGCACCAAAAACAGUCUCCUCUCAGCAUAUCUUUGAAGAACCUCCAUUGUGGACACUGUAUUAUUGAGAAUUGAAACUAAAACUCGCACGUCGUAUUUAAUGUGUCGCCCACGCCAGCCGUUUUUCAGUUCACCGAGUCGUUUUUAGCCCCUGUCGGUCUCGCCAUGAACCACGAUGAUUUGACUGCAAGUUUAAAUUUAGAUGAACUCCAACAUAAUGUGGCGUCUGUACCUGAUGGACUUUGCUGGGUGUCAGUCCUGUCCUGUUUGCUGCUUGCGUGCUCAUAUGUCGGAAGUUUAUACGUUUGGAAAAGCGAUUUACCAAGGGAUCAUCCUGCAGUGAUAAAGAGGCGCUUUACCAGUGUGCUGAUCGUGUCUGCUCUAUCUCCAGUCUUUGUGUGGGCAUGGAAAGAGUUUACAGGCAUCCAGCCUGGUCCUUCAUUACUAGCCCUUAUGGGAAUCCGGUUGGAGGGACUAAUGCCUGCUGUCAUUCUACCUCUGCUGCUGACUAUGGUGCUUUUUCUGGGUCCCCUGAUCCAGCUAGCCAUGGAUUGCCCCUGGGGCUUUAUCGAUGGCAUAAAAGUCAUCGUUGACCCAUGCUUCUGGGCACUCUGUCUGAGUGACAUGCGUUGGCUGAGGAACCAGGUGGUGGCGCCAUUGACAGAAGAAUUGGUUUUUCGGGCAUGCAUGCUUCCCAUGCUAGUACCUUGUGCUGGCCCCCUCACCUCAAUCUUUACAUGCCCACUCUUCUUUGGUGUUGCUCAUUUUCAUCAUGUUAUUGAGCUCCUGAGGUUUAGACAGGGCACUGUCUCAGGGAUUUUCCUCUCUGCAGUGUUCCAGUUCUCUUACACAGCAGUAUUUGGAGCAUAUACUGCCUUUAUAUUCAUCAGGACAGGUCAUCUGGUGGGUCCUGUGCUGUGCCACUCUUUCUGUAACUACAUGGGCUUUCCGGCUCUCAGCACGGCCCUAGAUCACCCACAACGCUUCACGAUUCUCUUCUUCUAUGUGCUAGGGGUCGUUCUCUUCCUCUUCCUCCUAUUCCCCAUAACUGACCCACUCUUUUAUGGUUUGCCUACACCCGUCUGCACUCUGACCUCCACACCUGGCUCGGUGUGCUCUUGAUUCAUCUCUCCACCCACACUGCAUCCUGCAUGUCAUCUAUUCCUUCUGUUCGGUUGUGUCCAGGGCCUACAGCCAUCUGGAAAGGAGUGGCUAUUUUUUCACCAGGAUCUACAAUUGGUAGCACUAGGUGAGCGAGGAAUUGGUAGGGAACAGGUAUGAAAAUUCACAGCCUCCGUGAGGUUAGAACUCAGUGGAUGCAAGACAUCUUCAGGUGGAACCGGCCAUUCGUUUUACCGUAAUGCUUGAUGAAUCUGUGCAGCAGAUGUUGUGUGUUAUCAAAUUACAUCAUCUUCGAGCCAGGCCGAAGUUUAUUGAAGACAAGAUUUAUAAUAUAUGUUUAUAUGACAAUAUAUCAGUGUGUAUAUCAUGAAAUUGGUGCUGGAGAAAAUGAUCAGGAGUUAUUACGGGUUUGCUAAGAAGGUGUAAGUGGAAAUUUGCAUUAACGAAAAAUGCACUUCCCAUUUAUCUGUUAUGACAUUAAGAUCUUACUCGCGUACACCUGUUUUGACCGGUGCCCUUACUUGAAAACUUUCAUGUUGACCACGUUUUAAAAACUAUGGAUAUUUUUGGUUUUACCCUUGGUCUUAUUUAGAAAACCGUCUAAAUGUAGAAAUGUGUCCAUUUAUUAGGUAUGUUUCUGCAGCAAUAGACAUUACAACAACACAAUUUAAAAUUGUGUCAGAAAAUACAAAAUUACCCCUGGCUCAAGACUUCAUGUUAAAGCCUAGGUAUAAUAAUAGCCAUUUGUGUUACAUUGCAAAUUAUGGGGCCUUUAUUGCAACAUUGGUCAGCCCUGUCAGCAAAAACAGCAAAUACCAGUUAUUUUUGAGAUUGCAGUAAUUUGUACAAUGAUAAAGGGAUAAUUCAACCAAAAAUGAACAUUCUUUCAUCAUUUACUCCUUUUCAUGUUGUUUCAAACCUGUAUUAAAUUCCUUUUUGAGAAAUGUUUGUAACCGAACCAUUCAUAAGCCCCAUUCACUAGUAUUGGUUUUCUUACUAUGGAUGUUAAUGGGGCUCAGGAUUGGUUUGGUUACAAACAUUACUCAAAAUAUUUUCCUUCAUGUUCAUCAGAACAAAGAAAAGGUUUGUAACAACAUGAGAGUGAGAAAAUGAUGACAGCAUUUUCAUUUUUGGGUGAACUAUCCCUUUAUUAAGUAAUGAAAUGUAACUUGUAGUGUUUUUUUUUUUUUUUGCUUUCACGGUUUCUGUAGCUCAGCUAGUAAAGUAAAAAUCCAAGGUCAUGGGUCACUUACUAAAAACUGAUAUGUACCUUGUAUGCACAGAAGUUGGUUUAGAAGGAAAAACAGAUGAGGUUUUAUUGAUUCAUAAUUUGGGUAGCAGUGGAGUAUGUCGUCAUAAAAAAGACACAUUUAUUUAAAAACGCAGGAAAUUCGUUUUGUAAAUACAUUGCCACAUAUGAUAUUGCAGACAUUUUGUCAAUAUUCAUUUAUUUUAAUGAACACGAUUGGUUGUAUCACAUUGCCUGCAUCAACAUUGGAUCAUCUUAUGUACUUGAACUACCUUUAGAAGAGAAUUACAAAUCUGAAUACUAAGCUUUUAUAAACCUUGUAUAUUACAGAUGAUAGACUGAGGCUCUCAUUGAUAGUAUUUUCUCGAGAGCUUUAGUUAAAACUGUUCUGCAUGCUGCUACACUUGUUAAUGUUUGGAUGUUGAUCAGCAUAGAAACACACCAAAUACCACUCAUAUACACACACUUAAAAUGCUGGGUAUAAUGCUAAAAAGUUUAUAUGAACACACGUGGCUACCCUAGAGUAGAAGUUGCUUGGUACAGAACAUUUAAUGUGAUGUUAAUUUUUUUUAAGGUUCACCCCUUACCAAAUGUGAAAGAAGAGUGUAUGUAAUAUGUUUAUGUAUAUUUAUAUGAGGAGCUCAAAUGCAAAGCCGCUAAAUGCCAUUUCUGUCAAACAUAAGAUAAUGAUAUUUACCGAAUGAUCUUUCUACAUAUACGUUUAAGUACUUUCGUGUUAAUUCCACUUAAUCCAAAGAACAGGUCUUUCAGAAAUACCUUUUUUUUUGCAGAAUUUAUUAAGAUUCUGAUAACAAUGCAUAUUUACAAAAAACAUGGCAGAUGCACUUAGAGGGCUUUGCAUCGGAGCACUUAUACAUAUAUAUAUAUAUAUAUACACACACAUGUCACAUUCUUAAUGUGUGGAUAAUGUGUCAAUCAUAGUUUUUUCCCUAUGUUGUAAGAGACCAAGCAAAGUAAACCUUAUAAGCAAUAAUCUCACAUACAUGAUCCAAUCAGGGAUUUCCAUCCAGUGCCACACAGGUUCAUUUUUGUUAAUUUAGUCUUUAUUUUCAAAAAUAAUUCAUUAUUUGACUGUGUACAAAGAAAUGUAUUACAUUUACCAACAUUUUAACUCUCAAGUUCUGAAAGGAAACUGCAGGAAUUUAUUUUCAAGCUCUUUAAAAAGUAAAACGAUGUUCUGAUGUACCAGUGGCAAGCACUGAGAAAAGUGUGUUUAGAGUGUGCCAUAUGAAUAUGACUAGUCUGCCAUGUUUACACACGGAUAAUGCUGCAUGUAAUCCCUGAUGAAAAAUCAGUUUACUGGCUACAGUGAAUGCUGCUUUAGUUUAGUUCCUUGUGCUUGUUGUAAUUGAAGUCAACAGGGGGCGCCAGAGGACCAUUUUUUUUGUAUAUGUGUCUGUUUUAAGUAGUUUAUUAGAAUGUCAUGAGUUGUGUUUUUUCGGAGAAGCUUAAAACCAGUGGUUGCUGUGGUUGAUUAUCAGUGUAACUAAAAUGACAUCAUCUACCGGGGAAUUUUGUUUUGAAUAUGUUUCAGGAGCUUGUCAGAUGUCAGUCCAAUGUAUCGUAUCCUUAUUUACUUUCCCUGUUAUUUUCUGUGGUCAUGUGCAAUCAUUUGUGUUUGCAGGGCAAUUAUUUAACUCUUUACUACAAGUGACACUCAUUUCCUUUUUAAAAUUUAGAAUAUUCAUUCGCACUGGUCUGUAGUUUUUUUAUUUUCAAUCCAAACAUGUGCACCUGGAUUGGGUUUAUUUCUAGAUGCUCUGAACAUCAUAUUUAUAGUAGGACAGAUUUUCCAAUAUAUUUUUACAAAUGUGAACAGUAGCUAAUUGCUAUUUUAGCUCAUUGAAAUGUCACCAAAAAAAGUAUUUUAAAAAUGCAGCACAUAUGUUUAUUGAAUGGACUGGUUGGUGUUAAUUACACACAGUUCAGCUGUUUAUACUGAGAGCUAUAUUUUAUAAUCAAAUCUAUUUUGGUGACUAAAGUGCACGCAAGUUGUUUUUGACCAACAUGCAAUGCAAUUUUCUGUACUUCAUUAAUGGGCAAAUGUUUUAUGACAAUCUUUUUUGGGGAUCUUUCAGUUGACUCUGCAAAACUGUUUGUUAAUAAAGAUUUUUUUAAACGUACAA
Misgurnus anguillicaudatus (oriental weatherfish) is the source of this 5062-nucleotide messenger RNA. It is a transcript of the gene rce1a, whose product is annotated as Ras converting CAAX endopeptidase 1a. Gene Ontology annotation, cellular component: endoplasmic reticulum membrane. Gene Ontology annotation, molecular function: metalloendopeptidase activity. The record is from RefSeq and is a predicted model, not a curated record. Lineage: Eukaryota; Metazoa; Chordata; Actinopteri; Cypriniformes; Cobitidae. Gene Ontology annotation, biological process: CAAX-box protein processing.